Pteropus alecto (black flying fox) is the source of this 3430-nucleotide messenger RNA. Its product is annotated as zinc finger protein 709. Gene Ontology annotation, biological process: negative regulation of transcription by RNA polymerase II. The transcript is spliced from 4 exons. The record is from RefSeq and is a predicted model, not a curated record. Lineage: Eukaryota; Metazoa; Chordata; Mammalia; Chiroptera; Pteropodidae. Gene Ontology annotation, molecular function: DNA-binding transcription repressor activity, RNA polymerase II-specific. The coding region runs from base 129 to 2423 and encodes 764 amino acids.
CACCGCGGAGGGAGGCGGUCCUGCGCACCUGUGGGGAGCGGUCUGCGGCGUCCUGUCACAGUCGCUCACCUAUCUCAGCUGCGGAGCCGUGAGGAGGACGCCGGGAGAGCUCCGUGCGCGGUCGCGAGAUGGAUGUGGUGGUCUUUGCCGACGUGGCUGUGAACUUCACACGGGAAGAGUGGGCUUUGCUGGAUCAUACUCAGAGGAGGCUCUACCGAGAUGUGAUGCUGGAGACCUGCCGGAACCUGGCCUUCGUGGGUUGUUACACUGAAGUUAAAACCUUUGGCUCAUUUUCUCAGAGGAAAACUUUGGAAAAUAACAUAGCCAAUAAAGAGAAAACAGUAAGAUUUACAAGAAAUGAUUCUUGGUCAGUUUGGGGUGAAAACCAGUCACUUAAUGACAAUGGAGAUCAGCCUCUAACCCAGGCGACGCCGUGUAGAAGUUAUUUAUUGGAGGACCUCUGUGAAACUAGUAAAUGUAGUCAAUUUGGAGACACCUUGAAUACAGCUACAGAUCAUCCCUCGCAUGAGAAACAUGAGACCAGAGUUAAUGCUUGUGAAAGUACCAUAUCUGGUAAAGUCCCUGUGCAGUGUUCAUUUUUUCAGAAUUGGGAUAUAUCUCAAACGGGAUGCACACCUAAUUCAUGUGAGGAACAUGGCAAAGUCUUGAAGUUUCCUUCAUCCCUGAGAGCACGUGUGAUCACCCGCAUGGAAGACAAACCGUAUGUGUGUAAGGAAUGUGGAAAAUCCUAUUCUUGUCCAUCCCAACUUCGCGUCCAUGUUAGAAUCCACACUGGCGAGAGACCUUACAAAUGUGAGCAGUGUGGGAAAGCCUUCCGUCAGAGAUAUUACCUUCAAUAUCAUGUGAGAAUACACACUAUGGACAAACCCUAUGAAUGUAAGGAGUGUGGCAAAGUCUUCCACCAUUAUGCUUCCCUUUGGAGACAUGUAACUUCACAUACUGGAAAGAAACCCUAUGAAUGUGACCAGUGUGGGAAAGCCUUCAGGCAGCGAGAAUGGCUUCGGUCACAUGCGAGAAUACACACUGGAGAGAAGCCCUAUGUAUGUAAGGAGUGUGGGAAAGGUUUUUCUACUUUAUCCACUUUACGAUGUCAUUUGAGAACGCACACAGGGGAGAGACCCUAUAAAUGUAAGGAGUGUGGGAAAGGUUUUAAUGUAUCCUCCUCUUUACGAAGGCAUGUGAGUACACACUCCCAAGAUAAACCCUACAAAUGUGAGCAGUGUGGGAAAGCUUUCAGUCAUCCAUACUACCUUAAAUCACAUGAAAAGAAAAUACACACUGGGGAGAAACACUAUGUAUGUAAGGAGUGUGGAAAAGCCUUCAGGCAUUAUUCUACCCUCCAUACACAUGCAGUAGCACAUACUGGAAAGAAACCCUAUGAAUGCGAACAGUGUGGAAAAACCUUUUUGUGGCGACGCUACCUUCAGAUACAUGUGAGAACACACACUGGGGAGAAACCCUAUGAAUGUGAACAGUGUGGGAAAGCCUUUUUGUGGCGACGCUACCUUCAGAUACAUGUGAGAACACAUACUGGGGAGAAACCCUAUGAAUGUGAACAGUGUGGGAAAGCCUUUGGGGGACAACACUACCUACAGACACAUGUGAGACUGCACACUGGGGAGAAACCCUACAAAUGUGAUCAGUGUGGGAAAGCUUAUAGUCAUCGAGUCUCCCUUAAGUCACAUGUACAAAGACACACUGGGGAGAAACCAUAUGAAUGUAAGGAGUGUGGGAAAGCCUUUAUGCAUAAUUCCACCCUUCAUGCACAUGCCAAAGCACAUUCUGGAGAGAAACCUUAUGUAUGUGAGCAUUGUGGGAAAGCCUUUAAUCGUAAAUCGAUUCUCUAUAAACAUGUAAGUGCACAUACUGGGAAGAAACCCUAUGAAUGUGAAUGGUGUGGGAAAGCUUUUUAUCAGAGAUACUCCCUUCAGUCACAUGUGAGAAUACACACCAUGGACAAACCCUAUGAAUGUAAGGAGUGUGGGAAAGCCUUCCGCCAUCAGUCCACCCUUCGAAGACAUGCAAUUUUACAUACUGGAAAGAAACCCUAUGAAUGUGAGCAGUGUGGGGAAACCUUCACUCAGCGAUUCUCUCUUCAGUCACACGUAAGAAUACACACUGGGGAGAAAUUCUGUAAAUGCAAGGAGUGUGGGAAAGUCUUUUCUUCUUUGUCCUCUUUACGAGGUCAUAUGAGAACGCACACAGGGGAGAGACCCUAUAAAUGUAAGGAGUGUGGGAAAGGUUUUUGUCUAUCCUCCACUUUACGAAGGCAUGUGAUAACGCACUCAGGAGAUAAACCCUACAAAUGUGAGCAGUGUAGGAAAGCUUACAGUCGUCGAGCAUCUCUUAAGUUACAUGAAAAGAAAAUACACGCUGGAGAGAAACCAAAUAUAUGUACUUAGUGGAGGGAAGGUUUUCUGAAAUUUUCCUCUUUACAAGGACAUGUUAGAUCCCACAAGGGGUUUAGACCUCAUAAAUAUAUAGAGUGUGGGAACGGUUUUUGUCUAUCUUUUUCUUAAAAAAGUAUGUGAGAACACACUCAGGAGAUAAACCCUACAAAUGUGAGCAGUGUGGAAAAGCUUACAGGCAUCGAGUCUCCCUGAAGUCACAUGUAAAAAUACACACUGUGGAGAAAUGAUUUGUAUAUAAGGGGCGUGAGAAAGUCUUCAUGCAUAAUUCCACCCUCUACAUGCUAAAACACAUAUUUGAGAGAAACCUAAUAUAUGUGAGCACUAUGGGAAAGCCUUUAACCAUAUGUCAAUUCUCUUUAAACAUGCAAGUGCACAUACUGGAAGGAAAGCCUAUGAAUGUGAGCAUUGUGAAAAAGCAUUCAUGCAGUGAGACUGCCUUCAGGCAAAUGUGAGAAUAUACACUGAAAUCCUAUAAAUGUCAGCAUUGAGGGAAAGCCUUCAGGUUUUCCACAUCUCUGCGAGAUCAUUUGAUGAUGCAAUUCUGAAUAUAAGUACUGUGGAAGAGCCUUUUCUCCCUUAAAAUCUUAUGAUCAAUGUGAGCGACCACACUGGAGAAAUACUUUAUAACUGGAAAGAAUGUGGGCUACCCUUCAGCAUUUUACUUAUUUCUGUACAUGGAAACUCAGCAAGACAGAAAAAUGUCACAAAUAAAAUUUGCCUUUGUAAGUGCCUCAUUGUUAAUAGAGAUCUCCUGUAUUUUUAGCUCAUAUUGCUGAUCUAAACUCUGUAUAUAUGUAUUUUUCAUGUCUUUUUCCAUCUCUACUACAUUCAUUAUGUUUCAGUAUGUCCUACCAAGGACAUAUGUAACUGUUCAAUUACAUGAAACUUGCCUCAUUUCUACUAUAGUGUCUUAUGGACUCUGAUAAGUGGGCUUUUGUUUGUUUAUGUUUUUAUGUGGAAGUUGAUGUACUUUUAGAUAAAAGUUUGUUUCAUUCUCA